UUUAAAACUCUUACGGUAUGAGUACAUUUCCAUUGUUUUGCAUUUUAAAUUACUUCUAAGGUCAUUCAUCGACACCGAUACCUUUCCUCUCACAAGCUUUCAGAUAAUUUGUCAGUUUAAAACUCUGACAAUAUAAGUACACUUUCAUUAUUUUACUUUUUAAAAUAAUUCUUAUUCAUAAAAACCUUGACCUUGCCUGGCCACACCAAGCAUUUGACUUUCACAGACCACGGAGAUCUAGGCAAAUGUCUAAACCAGAAUUUCCCAACGAGGGGUCCACGCCCCACAGGGGGGCAAUUUGAUAGUUAAGGGGGGCAAUUUAAAAAUGGACUCGACACGACUUUAACCCUUUCGUUUUGGGUUAUUUAAAUGCAAUGCUAGAUAUCGGUGACAAAUUUAACAAAAAAGGCAAAUUCUUAAAAAAAUGCUGUAAAUAAUUAUUAGGUAUAAUUUCGUUUGACUUUAAAAAUAUAUCAACUGGGUAAUUAGAGUCGUCAAGUAAACUUCGUCAGCAGGGGCGGACUGGCCAUAUAAGCCCAUCGGUGCAAUCACCGGUGGGCCGGUCGAGUUAUGGGCCGGCCCACGUAGACAAAUUUCUUUUAAAUUAAAAAAAAAUAUAUUUUGUGCAUUAUUGAAAUACACGUUUUGUGUAUGAUAAUAAAAUUUGUAAAAAAGUGAAAAUUUACCCCCCUUCCCCAUAUAGGGCCACGUUCAGAUGAAAUCACCGGGCCGGUCGGAACUCGCCAGUUCGCCCCUGUUCGUCGGGGAUUCACCGCGGAGUGUGCCGCCUUUCGCGGGGAACCCCGGACGUUUUAAAACUCGCUAAACAACGCCGUUGUUCACACCUAUUUUGCCCAACUCAACUUCUGUAGUGUUUCACAUCAUUCACUUGGUGUUAAUUUGAAAUAAGUGUCCGUCAAUUAAUCGUUGAUUUAACAAAUAUAUUUAUAUAUAUUGUAUAGAUAUAAUUGCCCAUAAUAAAAUGAGUGGAACAAACAAGAACAAAACUCGUCAAUAUUCGGAGGAAUAUUUAAAAUUUGGGUUCAUACCCGCUGUUCACGAUGAGCGGAUGCCGUUUUGUCUUUUAUGCCAGCAAUGCUUGACCAACGAAUCAAUGAAACGAGGUCGUCUUAAGGCGCAUUUGAAGGCGAAACAUAGUGCUCAUAUAAAUUCAGAUUUGAGUUAUUUUAAAACUUUAAUGGAAAAGUUUAAAAAAAGAACAACAUUACAGUCUCUAUUUACUGCUCGUUCUUUAACACAUAAUCGUCUUUCUGAGGCUAGUUAUAAAAUUUCUUUAUUAAUCGCUAAAACUGGAAAAAAUCACACUAUAGGAGAGAAUUUGAUAAAACCGUCAAUAUCAGCAUUUCUUAAAACGGUUCUGGAAAAAGAUGACAAAGGUAUAAAAGCUAUGCCACUCAGUAACAAUACUGUUAGCAGAAGAAUAGACGAAAUGAGUGAAGAUAUUGAGAAACAACUUGUUGAAAAGCUGAAAACAAAAAAUUUCUCAGUACAAAUGGAUGAAUCAACUUUGAGAGACAGUGAGGCAGUAUUGAUAACCUAUAUAAGAUAUAUUAAUGAAGGACAUUUUGCUGAAGAAAUGUUGUUCUGUAAAAGAUUAGAAAGCACCACUACCUCCAAAGAUAUAUAUAAUAAGUUAAAAAACUACCUAGAUGUCAAUGAUAUACCAAUGAAAAAUAUAACAUCUUAUGCUGCAGAUGGCGCCCCUAAUAUGAUGGGCAAGAAAAAUGGCUGCUUAAAAUUGAUGAAAGAUGCGAAUCCAGAAAUGAUUAUUGUACAUUCAUAAGGAAAACUUGGUAGCUAAAAAUAUCUCGCCUGUUCUAAAUGAAGUACUACAUGCAGUAAUAAAGUAUGUUAAUGCUAUUAAAGCUAGUGCCAAAUGUGACCGUCUCUUCAAGUUAUUUUGUGAAGAACAAAAUGAAGACCAUGUGAGACUUAUACUUCAUACUAAAGUAAGAUGCAUAUCCAAAGGAAACUGCUUGAAAAGAUUUAUGCAACUGUUUGAUACUCUUAGUGAUUUUUUAAGCGACAAACCUGAAAUAAAGUAUCUGUUAACAAUCGAUGGUAAAGCAUUUGUAAGUUAUUUAGCCGAUAUCUUUGAAAAACUAAAUAUAUUAAAUAAGCAACUUCAAGGACCAAAUAAAACAGUUGUCGAUGAGAAAACAAAGAUAUUUGGUUUCAUUACCAAUAUAGAGUUAUAUCAGAAACAUAUUAACAACAAAAACUUUGAACAGUUUCAUUGGCUCCAAAAAUGUGAAGUAACUGAUACCGCUGUACUUGUCAAUCAUUUGAAUAUUCUAUCAGCUGAUUUAAAAGAAAGAUUUUCUGACUUAAAACAAAUUGAUUUCCCAACAUGGAUGAUGCACCCAAUAUUAGUGGAUUUGUCUGAUAUAUCAAAUAUGCAAUAUCAAGAAGAACUCGCAGAAUUGCAAAAUGAUGAAUCAGUAAAAACUUUAUUUAAUAUAAAAGGAGCGAUGGCAUGGCUUUAUGAAGAAACUGAAAUUAAUUACCCGAAUGCAACCAAAUGUGCAAGAAAACUUUUACUACCGUUUCUAUCUUCAUAUUUAGCUGAAUGUAGAUUUAGUGCUGUAAAUGAUUUACUGAUACAAAAAAGAAAUCGACUUGAUAUAACACAACGUGGAGACGUAAGAUUAAAGCUAAGUAAAUUGGAACCUAAUAUAAAAUCUCUGUGCAGCAAGCAUCAAGCGCAAGGAUCGCACUAAAUGAAUACAGAAAAAUCAAUAUUAAAAUUAUUCUGAAUUUCAGUUUUUCAUUAUAUGUUUUGAAAUUUUACUUAUGAUGUUUUGAUAACAAUUUUAUAGUGAUUUCCUUCUAAACCUUAUCAUUUAUAUUUCUAAAGGGAACAAAACAAUUUUUAGAGGUUAAAAAUUAUGUAUGGGGGCAUAAAAAUUUUAGAAAUGUUAAGGUGGGGCAUGGCCUAAAAAAGGUUGGGAAACACUGGUCUAAACAGUCUCAGUUUGUGGUUGAUACACUAUUUAGCUUCUUCAUUUCACCGCCAAAGUGCGGAGCAGUCAGUUUACAUGAGUUGUCAUUAGGGUCUGAAUGUCUGCAGUGUUGAACACAGCAUUUUAGCUGCUCAUAGUUAGAAAGCACCGAAUUUUUCAUUGUGUUAUACAGUGUCGGCUUUGCACUUUACUGGAAAGAAGCUUCAUGUACUGGCUGCUCAUUUCGAUUUCACAUCUUUUUCUACUUUCUUGUAUUUUUUUAAGGCGAUCUUGUCGAUUUUCUUUUAAACUCGCUGAAGCGGAGCGAGGGCCUGCACCCGUACGUGGUCAGACCAGACCGGACUCCAAUUUAACGUGGACUGACCACUACGGACGCAGGGUCUCGUACCACUUUUGAAUGCCGUUUCCGUCCGGCCCACUUACUACUCUUUUAAAUCUGCGCAGAUUUGACAACGAAAGCGUAAUUCAAAACUCUGAAUUUUGGGGGAUCUGUUAAUAAAGCAUUUGCGCGUCCGAAUCCGCGAACGGUGUUGACGUGGGGUUACUCGUUCACUCUGCAGAUGGGCCUGAAGUUGGAAGCGAGUUUUUAAAAAAAUCGACCUUUUCGAAUUUUAUUGCCAUUCACACGGGAAAAAGACAUCAAAACUGUGUCGCACCGAUGCCCUGGAUUGUUGGACAUGUGAUCCACGCAACGAAUCAACGUUCCAACCCUUACGUUCAGGAUGGACCACCCCUACCUCUGCCCCUCUCCCUUCAGCUUCAGGGGCAGUUUUCUAAACGAGACCUUUUCAGCAUUCAUCCUUAACGUAUCGAGAACAAACAUAGUGAAUUUCAUCGCCCUCCGAUGUGUGGAAGUGCUCCCUUAUGAAG
Hylaeus anthracinus is the source of this 3854-nucleotide messenger RNA. RefSeq names its product zinc finger BED domain-containing protein 5-like. Bases 983 to 1804 code for a protein of 273 amino acids. The transcript has 2 exons. The record is from RefSeq and is a predicted model, not a curated record. NCBI's taxonomy places the organism in Eukaryota, Metazoa, Arthropoda, Insecta, Hymenoptera, Colletidae.